AGGUUUGGAGAACCACAAAUUAAACAGGCGGAACUAUAAGCUAAGGGACUAUCGAGUAACGGCUUGAACAUGAUCUAGUAUCCAAAACAACUGAAUACUUACCUCGCCAAGAAGAUCAUACUUUAACAAUUUGUAAAAGCUGGUAACAAUGUUGGUGCGCUGGCUAGUGUUGUGCGUGGCGCUGUGCGCACGGCCGGUGGUAUCCCAGGGCACGCAGCAGUGUCCUGCCUCCAACACCAUCACGCCCUGCAGCUGCACCGUCAAGAAAAACGGACUCGACAUACUCUGCGAGUUCACUGAACAACAGCACAUACAAAAGGCAAUGAACACGCUACGAUCAAAGCCGAUGAUAAUAUUCUACCUGAAACUUCGGCACAACAACUUAGCGAAGCUUCCCUCAUAUAUUUUCCUAGGGCUUGACAUACGUCACCUCACCGUACAUAAUAGUAGCUUGGCUGUUAUUGAAGAUUCCUCGCUCAGUUCUAUUGGCAACAAGUUGACACAACUCGACGUAUCCCAAAACAGCCUGGCGACUAUACCAACAUCGUCGUUUACGCAUCUCAAUCAUUUACUCAUACUCAAUAUGAAUCAUAACAAGGUAACUGCGGUUCAUAACAGAGCUUUUAUCGGUCUCGAUACAUUAGAGAUAUUAACUCUAUAUGAGAACAGAAUAUCAGUGGUAGACGCUGAAGCUUUUAAGGGGCUGGAAAAGAAACUUAAAAGAUUGAAUAUCGGCGGUAACGAAUUGACAGCAGUACCCCAGAAGGCAUUAGCUUUAUUGGAAAAUCUGAAAAAAUUGGAAAUGCAGGAAAACAGGAUUACUUCAAUUUCGGAAGGUGAUUUUGCAGGUUUACGAAAUCUAGAUUCUUUAGGGUUGGCACACAAUCAGUUAAGGGAAGUACCGGCACAGGUUUUCUCUCAUUUAACAUUCUUAAACUCUUUGGAACUGGAGGGAAAUCAAAUACAGAGAGUCGACGAUAAAGCAUUCGCUGGUCUUGAAGAAAACCUGCAAUACUUGCGUCUCGGUGAUAAUCGUCUACACGAUAUCCCUUCGGAAGCUCUGCGACCAUUACAUAGACUGCGGCAUUUGGACUUGCGAUCGAAUAACAUUACCUACAUCAGUGAGGAUGCAUUUACUGGAUACGGCGACUCUAUUACAUUCCUGAAUUUGCAAAAGAACAUGAUUCAUCAAUUACCAACAAUGGGUUUCGAUAAUCUCAAUUCUCUGGAGACGCUCAACCUACAGAACAACAAACUACAACAUAUUCCCGAGGAGAUAAUGGAACCGAUAUUGGAUACUUUACGAGUAGUCGAUAUUAUGGAUAAUCCAUUGAUUUGCGACUGCGAGCUGGCGUGGUAUGAAGUAUGGCUCUCCGGUCUCAGAGACAGGGACGACGAAAUGAUGCAGAAGAAGCGCACCGUCUGCACCAUG
Molecule: messenger RNA, 1432 nt
Organism: Papilio polytes (common Mormon)
Lineage: Eukaryota; Metazoa; Arthropoda; Insecta; Lepidoptera; Papilionidae
Product: insulin-like growth factor-binding protein complex acid labile subunit
Exons: 11
Molecular function (GO): protein binding
Source: RefSeq, a predicted model, not a curated record